CUCUCCGCCGCCGGACCAACCUCCGCGCCGCCGCAAGCCGCCACGGGGACGAGCCCCGGCCCGGCGCCGCGCGCAGAGGCGGCGGAGGCGGAGGCGGCGGAGGCGGAGGCGCUCGAGCCGGAGCUGCUGGACGAGGGUGGGGCCGCCCCGCUGGCGCACCCGCUCUCGCUGCCGCCCGUCGUUCGUGACGAGUGCCACCGGGUGCGGCUGCUGCUGCGUGCCGUGCGGCCGGGCGCCGUGCGGCUGCAGGCGCUGCUCGAGUACGCGCCGGCCGGCGGAGGCGCGCGGGCGGAGACUGCCGUCUCGGCGAUGGUUGAGGCGGUGCCGGCGGUGGAGGUCCGGUGCGAGUACCUCUUCUCUCCGACCCGGACUGCGAGGGGCUCGCUCGCGCGCGACGAGCCGCUGCACCUGCUUGUCACCGCCUCGUGCCUCGCACCGCUCGCGGCCGGCCUCGUCCUGCACUCGCUCGAGGCGCGCCCCUCGCUCGUGCGCCCCUCCCUCGUGCGGGGGCAGCCCGCACUGGAGGCGGUGUCGGCGGGCGGCCUCGGGGCGCGCUGCGACGCGCUGCUGCGCGAGGGCAGCGAGCACACCGCCCUCUUCGCCCUCCGCCCGUGCGCCGACUUGCCCGCGCAGAGCCUCGGCACGGUGGUGGCGAGCUGGUCGCGCGCCCCGCUCGAACCCGGCGCCGAGCCGUCCACCGACGGAGGGGCGGAGGGGUCGGGGACGGAGCCGGCGGCCGCUCUGGCGCCGGAGCGUUCUGCGCGUCUCGCCUCGCCCGCCGCCGCCGCCUUGCCGCUGCCUCCGCGCGAGGCGCUGCCGUUUGCGCCGCCGGCGUCCAGCACCGAGGCGGCGCUUCCGGCGGUGGCGGUGGAGCCGGUCGAGUUUGAUCUGGCGCUGACGGUGCCGAGUGAGGGGCGGCUCGGCGCGCUCCUGCAGCUCCAGCUGUCGAUCACCAACCGCACGGACGCGCUGCACACGUUCCGCCUAUCCUUUUCGGAGAACGAGGCCUUCCUCUUUAGCGGCUUCAAGCUGCAGCAGUUCCAGCUGCCGCCCGGCUUUGGGCACACCGCAAAGUUCAACCUCGUCCCCAUCCUGUCUGGCCCGGCGCAGCUGCCGCCGCUCCGGCUCCUAUGCACCUCGACCAAUGCAGAGCUGCUCGACCCAAAGGCGCGCCGCCUUGUCUUUGUGGCCCCGGGUGGCGUCCAGCGCAACGCGUGAGCUCUACUUCCAUCAAUAUUCAGAUGUGAUGGAGCGAUGCGAUGCGUGUGUGAAGCACCUUAUUGGAUUUCAGAUUUAUCGUGCGCCAUUGGACUUGGAGACGGACGUGUAUCGUGUUCGUCUCCAAUACACGAUAUCCGGAUUGCAAAAAA
Molecule: messenger RNA, 1370 nt
Organism: Emiliania huxleyi CCMP1516
Lineage: Eukaryota; Haptophyta; Isochrysidales; Noelaerhabdaceae
Exons: 4
Coding region: 310-1218 (302 amino acids)
Source: RefSeq, a predicted model, not a curated record